This is a messenger RNA of Astrephomene gubernaculifera, 2300 nucleotides long. The record is from the annotation of a GenBank genome assembly. Lineage: Eukaryota; Viridiplantae; Chlorophyta; Chlorophyceae; Chlamydomonadales; Astrephomenaceae.
AAUACUUUGUGAUACUCACAUAGUUCUUGCUACUAUAGUGUAGAUUCACAUAGUUUAAAAGUACAUAUGCCGCAACUCGGGCGUUGAGGGGCUGAUCGCACGCAAGCUUGUACUUGCCUGGACGCCGCCUAGAUCAUGAAGCUACUCGUUCUCUGCGCUCUAGUUGCUUGGCUGCAGCUGAGUGCAGCAACGCGGGUUCAUGUGGGGACAGUAGACCUGAGCAGCGGCGUGGGACGGCAUCUCUUGAGCGAAAAGGACCACAAGUAUAAGCAAGACGAUAAUGUUCCACUGUGGGCUAGCAAGGUUGGGCCUUUUACAAACCCCAGCGAGACGUAUGAGUACUAUAGCCUGCCUUACUGUCAGCCUAAGGACGGCGUGAAGCAUAAGCUUUUGGGCAUGGGCGAGGUGGUGGACGCAAAUCGCAUGGCCAGCACUCCCUAUCAGCUGCAGUUCCGCAAGGACCGCCAGCGGGAGCAGGUCUGCGAACAGUUGUUGGACCAGGAGAAGCUAGCAAAGUUCCGGAAGGCUGUGAAGGAGGACUGGUACUUCCAAAUGUACUACGACGACCUUCCUGUGUGGGGCUUCAUUGGCUAUAUGGAGAAGCUCAUUAAGCCGGGUGGUGUGACGGAGUAUGCGUACAAGCUGUUUACGAACAUCGACUUCGAUGUUAAGUAUAACGACGACCGGGUGAUCGAGAUCAGCGUGUCAACAGACCCUCAGGAGGUUGUUGACAUCUCUGAGAACGUCACUUCGACUGUGAAGGCCGCGUUUACGUACUCGGUUAAGUGGACCCCCACGACUACCAAGUUUGAGCAGCGGCUGCAGCGGUAUGAGCGGUUUAACCUCAACCCCGUGCACCUGGAGAUCCACUGGUUCUCGAUCAUCAACUCCUGCGUCACCGUGCUGCUCCUCACUGGCUUCUUGGCUACCAUCCUGAUGCGCGUUUUGAAAGCUGACUUUGUCAAGUACUCGAAGGACGAUCCCGCCAUGGAUGAGGAGGAGUCGGGCUGGAAGUACGUCCAUGGCGACGUGUUCCGCUUCCCUCCCCAGAAGAACCUUUUCUGCGCUUUCGUGGGCACUGGUGCACAGCUGUUCUACCUGUCGCUCUUCAUCUUUGUCCUGGCGCUGGUGGGCGUCUUCUACCCCUACAACCGCGGCGCCCUCUACACAGCCCUCAUCGUUCUGUACUCCCUCACAGCAUGCAUUGCUGGCUUUGUGGCAUCUUCGUACUACAGGCAAAUGGAGGGCGAGCUGUGGGUUCGCAACAUUCUCCUCACGUGCUUCAUUUACUGCGGCCCUUUCCUGGUCAUGUUCGGCUUCCUGAACACGGUCGCCAUUGUUUACAAGUCUACUGCGGCGCUGCCGUUCGGUACGAUUGUCAUCAUCCUCCUGAUCUGGGGCUGCAUCACCAUCCCUUUGACGGUUUUCGGUGGCAUUGCUGGAAAGAACAACCGCGCCGAGUUCUUCGCUCCAUGCCGCACCAACAAGUACCCGCGGGAGAUUCCGCAGCUGCCAUGGUACCGCACCACCGUUCCCCAGAUGGUCAUGGCGGGCUUCCUGCCCUUCUCCGCCAUCUAUGUGGAGCUGUACUACAUGUUUGCCAGCGUGUGGGGCCACAAGGUGUACAUCAUCUGGUCCAUCCUUGCUAUCGUGUACGGCAUCCUGAUUAUUGUCACCGCCUUCAUCACCAUUGCGCUCACGUACUUCCAGCUGGCUGUGGAGGAUCACCAGUGGUGGUGGCGGUCGUUCCUGUGCGGUGGCUCCACGGGUAUCUUCGUGUACGGGUACUGCUUCUACUACUACUACGCUCGUUCCGACAUGAGUGGCUUCAUGCAGACGGCGUUCUUCUUCGGCUACAUGUUGAUGGUUUGCUUCGGCUUCUUCCUGAUGCUUGGUACCGUGGGCUGGCGCGCGUCGCUCAUGUUCGUUCGGCACAUCUACCGCGCCAUCAAGUGCGAGUGAGCAGCACGCGCCUCUGCUGCGGCGCACUCCCGCGGUGUGCCUCGUUGCUAGGUGGCUAUGUCUGGAUGAGUAUCCAGCUGUGCAGCUAGUUUUGUGUGUGUGUUGCGUAUAGUGGGGCAUUGAGACUUGUGAAAGCGGUUUCCGGUGAUUGGCGGUGCGCCUUUGGGGCCCAAACGUGAAUGGACAUGCUGUUAGCAAUCGUUAGGGCUGUUUCCGGAGGCAGUGUCCGCUUAGGUACAACAUUGGACGCGAGCACGGCCGUUGACCGAUAAUGAGGCGACUCCGUAUACACCUAGAUGACCGACACUGUUAGGCUGUUAUAUCCUUGAUGUUAACAG